This is a messenger RNA of Phaeoacremonium minimum UCRPA7, 1341 nucleotides long. RefSeq names its product putative heterokaryon incompatibility protein. Bases 1 to 1341 code for a protein of 446 amino acids. The transcript has a single exon. Lineage: Eukaryota; Fungi; Ascomycota; Sordariomycetes; Togniniales; Togniniaceae. The record is from RefSeq and is a predicted model, not a curated record.
AUGAUUGCAUGUGGGGGACGGUUUGAUACGAGCCUAGAGAGACUUGAGAAUUCCGCUUUCCAUCUGCAGGACAUGAUACAUUCAGAUCCAAGGCUGGCCGGUCAAAUGAAAUCGGUGGAUGACACCCUGCUAGAUGUGCGAGAAGAGGAACUUUCGUACAUACGAAAGCUCUCGUAUUUUCGACACCUAGAGAGCCGUGGGGAUAGCGCCUGGACGAUGAUGGGAAUUUCGGUUGCGAAGAUCGGAGACAAUGCACCUGGUUUCCUCGAGACGGCAAUCUUGACAAGGGACUUUCAGGCAACAGAUGGCCACGACAAGAUCUUCGCCUUGUGGAAUUUGGCUAAAGAUAAAGAUGGUCUCGACUUCAAAAUGGACUACUCUGAACCGAUACCUACGAGCUUUACCAAGUUUGCUGCUGCUUGGAUCAGACAACAUGGAAGCCUAGAUAUAAUCGCCGCAUCUGAGCCUGUUCCAGAGAGCAGGGACUUCUACGCCAAUGCGCCAUCGUGGUGCCCCGACUGGACGGUCCCCGCCAAGACUAGCUGCUUGCUUCGUCGCGAUACCAUCCCAAAGCGAAUGAUGAGGAUUAUGGAUGACCUCGAUGGGGCCGUAUACUCCGCCGAUGGCGGGAUGACACUGGACAAAGCCAGUAACGAGCCAUUUUUCACAUUUGAGGGCGAUGCCUUAUACUGCACUGGCAUCAUUCUGGAUAACAUCGCCACUUUUUUAGGCGACCUCCCAGCGUUUCCGAAGGACAUGCAAUUCCCAAUGGGCGACCCACAAACAUACUUCAGAUACGUAACUUGGAUGGAGAAACUAGACAACUUUUACAAAGACAGCAACGUUGCUAUAUACGAAGACCCGAUGCAGGCGGCUAAGGCCAUGUUCCACGGCGACCUCCCAUCGGCCUGGCCACGACGCGAGGAGAACCCGGGUAACUGCAGUGAGACCUAUCCACAGGAGAAGUACGUGUGCAAACCAGAGCUGUCGCGCUAUGUCAAGUUCUUUGCAGGGAGCUACAGCAGGCUUGAGGCACGCGAUCAUGUGAAGAUGGUGCUCCGGGGUCGGACGUUGUGCGUUACUGAAAAGGGCUACAUGGCUCUCGCUCCGUCCUACGUGAAGAACAAUGUAGCUGAGAAGCCUUGGUUGCUUGCAAUAUUGGCGACAUGCUCGGUCCCUGUGCUGAUGCAGGAGAAUGACGAUGGGUCUUACAAGAUUUGCGGAACAUGUUUUGUACAGGGGUGGAUGGAAGGAGAGGUUUUGAAAGACGAGAUGGGUGUUGAUUCACCAGCGGAUUUCUGGUCAGCAAUGGAGGGUAGCAGCAAGCUCAAGAUUGUAUGA